UCUCUCCGUGAAUCGCCAUCUUGAAGCCCUUACUGCUCUCUUCAGGUUGCGUACUACGCCCCUUGUUGAUAAAAAACGACAGUAAUCAGCUGUACGAUUAAAACCUUUCUUUUACCACGUAGGAAAAUAAGGAGCCAGGACGCUUUAUAUAAAAGCUGUUGUAACUGGCUAAAACCAUGCAAAAGUAUGAGAAGUUGGAGAAGAUAGGAGAGGGUACAUAUGGGACAGUUUUCAAGGCUAAAAACCGAGAAACACAUGAGAUUGUGGCUCUCAAACGAGUGAGACUGGACGAUGAUGAUGAGGGGGUGCCGAGUUCAGCAUUACGAGAAAUUUGCCUCCUGAAAGAACUGAAGCAUAAAAACAUUGUAAGGUUGCAUGACGUCCUUCACAGUGAUAAGAAGCUGACGUUAGUGUUUGAGUAUUGUGAUCAGGAUUUGAAGAAAUACUUUGACAGCUGUAAUGGUGACUUGGAUCCAGAGAUUGUCAAGUCCUUUAUGUACCAGUUAUUGAAGGGUCUUGCCUUCUGCCACAGCCGAAAUGUUCUCCACCGAGACCUCAAACCACAAAAUCUGCUCAUCAACAGAAACGGUGAACUGAAGUUAGCUGACUUCGGCUUGGCCAGAGCUUUUGGGAUACCUGUACGCUGUUAUUCUGCAGAGGUGGUGACGCUGUGGUACAGGCCUCCAGACGUGCUGUUUGGUGCUAAGCUAUACUCUACCUCUAUUGACAUGUGGUCUGCCGGGUGUAUAUUUGCAGAGUUGGCAAAUGCAGGACGGCCGUUGUUUCCUGGUAAUGAUGUGGACGACCAGCUGAAGAGGAUCUUCAGGUUGCUGGGAACACCGACAGAAGAACAGUGGCAGACUAUGAAUAAACUUCCAGAUUAUAAGCCGUACCCAAUGUACCCAGCUACUACGUCACUUGUGAAUGUCGUCCCGAAACUUAGCAGCACUGGCAGAGACCUACUACAGAAUCUUCUGAAAUGCAAUCCAGUUCAGCGAAUAUCAGCAGAGGAAGCCCUACAGCACCCUUACUUUGCAGAUUUCUGCCCACCCUAAAUGUCAGAUCCCCUUGACAUUGUUUAGGAACACAGAUGGGCCAGUCUUACCUCGUGAAACCCCUUCAACACCUCCAGCGUUCAGUUAUCUUUCAGUUCCAGUUCGGAUCACACCUGCUAUAGAGGGACCCUGAAACACUCCUCCCUCUACAUCUUUAUGAUAACUUGGUAAUAAUGAUAUGAUUAUGAUUGUGACUCUGUUUAAUGCAGAGUGUGCAUUACCACUAGUCUCCAAAUAUUUAUAUUAUAUUUAUAUUAAUGUGGUUUUAAAGGGAUAGUUCACCCAAAAAUAAAAAUUCUGUCAUCUACUCACCCUGAUGUUGUUCCAAACCUGCAUGAGCUGUUGAACAGAAAAAAA
Cyprinus carpio (common carp) is the source of this 1412-nucleotide messenger RNA. Its product is annotated as cyclin-dependent kinase 5. NCBI's taxonomy places the organism in Eukaryota, Metazoa, Chordata, Actinopteri, Cypriniformes, Cyprinidae. Gene Ontology annotation, cellular component: nucleus; cytoplasm. Gene Ontology annotation, molecular function: ATP binding; cyclin-dependent protein serine/threonine kinase activity. The record is from RefSeq and is a predicted model, not a curated record. Gene Ontology annotation, biological process: axonogenesis; protein phosphorylation; synaptic vesicle transport.